AUAUUAUAGAUUAUGGACUGUAAAGACAAGAGACAAAGACUACAAUGUAUCAGAGGUUACUUAACUUUCAGCUCUGUCGAUGCCUAUUGGAAAAUCCCAGGGUUGUCAGAACACUCAGGCAUUAUAGAACAAUGUCUCUGUUCUCUAUCUGUUCUCUGUCGGCACAACUAUGCCACAGCAUAUAGCGCUGUCUCUCUGAACCUGCCUCUGAGUGGGCUUGAACCAGGGUCCUCUACAUCGCCAACACACAAGACCGACCGCUUGACAACAUGCGAACCGUUUGAGCAAUACAAACUUACCAAUUGGAUAGCUCCAUCGGCAACAUUCCAAGCUAGCUGUGGAGUGAGGUUACGCCCCUGUGGUCUUGGAUGUAGAUGUGGACAUUCGCCAGGCUCUGGAGAGGGAACCUGCUCCUACUACCUGUCCUCCUUAGCGCAUCUAUGUUCCCACGAGGAUAAAGGAGCAACUGUUGACCUGGGAACACACAGCUGUCAUCGCUGGACAUCCUGGGAUCACCCGUACUAUACAAUCACUCUCCAAAAAGUAUUGGUGGCCCACCUUGGCGCAGGAAGUUACAUGCUAGGUCAACUCCUGUUCUGUGUGUGCCCAAACUAUGUCUCCUCGGCAUGCUCCAGUAGGGAAACUCCUUCCCYUGCCUCAGCGUCCCUGGUCUCAUCUGUCCAUUGKCUUUGUUACCAAUCUCCCCUCCUCUGGUGGUUGUGGACAGAUUCAUGCCUGUUUAUUCCUCUCUCUGGUCUCCCUACCUCUCUCCAGAUCACCGAGGCACUGUUCCAGCAGGUCUUCUGGCGCUAUGGACUCCCGGAGAACAUCGUCUCCGACUGUGGACCCAAUUCACUUCAUGGGUAUAGAGGGCUUUCAUGGAGAAACUGGGGAUCACAGUCAGCCUCACUUCCGGGUAUGGGCCUCAGUCCAACGGGCAGGUGGAGAGGAUGAACCCGGAGCUGGGGAGGUUCCUGAGGAGUUACUGCCAGGACCGGCAGGGGGAGUGGGCCCAAUUCCUUCCCUGGGCGGAAUUCACCCAGAAUUCAUUAUGCCCCUGCUCCACCGGGCUUACUCCCUUCCAGUGUGUCCUGGGUUAUCAGCCGGCCCUGGCUCCGUGGGCUCCGAGCCGAGGCCCCUGCGGUGGACGAAUGAUUCCAACUCGCAGAGGAGGUUUGGAGUGAGGCUCCAGUGUGCAGUCUAUCAGCAGAAUUUAACAUAGAUAACAUAGAGCAAAAAGCUGAACCCCCGGUUUGUGGGGCCGUUCAAUGUUCUCUGGGGGGUCAACAACAGUGACGUAUAGGUUACAGCUUCCCAGUGACUACCGUAUCUCAACUUCGUUUCAUGUCUCCCUUCUCAUGACAGUGGUUCCUGGUUCCCCCACGAUGUUGAGG
This is a messenger RNA of Salvelinus sp. IW2-2015, 1394 nucleotides long. The record is from RefSeq and is a predicted model, not a curated record. Lineage: Eukaryota; Metazoa; Chordata; Actinopteri; Salmoniformes; Salmonidae.